Physella acuta is the source of this 2727-nucleotide messenger RNA. RefSeq lists its product as uncharacterized. NCBI's taxonomy places the organism in Eukaryota, Metazoa, Mollusca, Gastropoda, Physidae. The record is from RefSeq and is a predicted model, not a curated record. Gene Ontology annotation, molecular function: protein binding.
GUCCCCUUGUCGCUAUGAGAACGUUUAUUAAAAUGGCUUCUGUCCCAGCUGCUAGAUCAAGAAUCUAAAGCUAGAAUCUAGGCCUAUAUAAAAUGUUUUAUUCUUUAACCACAUCUAAGAAAUAAAAAAAUGGUAAGUAUUCCUGAAUGGGCAAGAAUAGCUCCACUAGCAGAGAUCAAGCCACAAGAUAAUCAUAAACUUUUAAAUAAGUUUUACAAGCAGAAAGAAGCAGAAGUGAUUAAACAAGCUGAAGAAUCAGGGUUUUUUCUAAAUCCUACAGAAAAUGUGUUAGUAUCAUACUGUUCUGAGCAGAAUAGUGAUGAAAAAGAUAUCAGGAAAUUCCGAAUUGUUUGUUUAAAUGGGCUACACCUUAGAACCCUGGGUGAUAUACAAGCAUGUAACAACCUUACCAUUUGCUUGCUUGCUAACAACUAUCUCACCAAGUUUGACUCCCUAGUGACUUGUACACAACUUAUCAAGCUAGAUCUUCAUUCAAAUCAGCUCAAUGCUAUACCUGGACCUAAUUUUUGGGGACGUCUACUCAAGUUACAUACACUAUAUCUCCAUGACAACCCUAUUGGAAAGUUUGAGACACUCCAGAUAUUAAGCUCCUCUCCUUGUCUCUCCAUUUUGACACUCUAUGACACUCCACUUUCUCUAAAAAAGAACUACAGACAUCAUGUUGUCAACAGCAUCUUGACACUGAAAGCUCUGGACAAACAUGUCAUCUCUGACGAGGAAAUCAUUGAAGAUGCUGUGUUCAGUAGCAGGUUCAAGAUGCUCAGUCCUCCAUUCAGAAUAAAUGUGUCUCAUCAAUCCAGCCAUAAAACAACCUACUCUCAAGAGAUGGCAUUGUUUCACUCUGUCAAUGCUAAAGUGAACUCAAUCCUGGCCAAACACUCCCCUGUUCUCAUUGUCCAGAGAGUUGUUAGAGGAUUUCUAAUCAGGAAGAAAAGGCUAGCAAUCAGAAAUAAACCAAAAGGUGUUAGGCCAAGGGAGGUAAUCCCACCUCCUGGUACUCCAGUAUUUUUGAUUGACUCUGUGAGGACAACUCUGGCUGGUGAAGCUGUGGAUUAUGACACUUACAUGAGGAACCGUAGGCCUGGCUCUAUAGUACCUGUUGAGGCAUUAACUCAGUUGGUAUCAUUGCCAUCUCUGUGUGAGGAUGGUAACUUCCAAAUCAACAUGACAAAGCUGGAGCAUGGAACCAUGUCAAACCUUCUUGCAGACAGCAGUGCUAUGGAGACAAUGAUGGCUGAACAUGGUGACAUGGGGCUUAACUACUCACAUCGUAAAGAGAAAAAAAUGAAAAGAGAAAAAGAUAAAGAAGAGAAGCAAAAGAAAACCAGAAUCAAGGACGUCAAACAAUUUUUUGGCCCCAUUCUGUCUACAGAACCUGAUGAAGAUGACGAAGAGAUGGAGGUCUCUAGAACUGGCUUCAGACUGAGAGGUGAAAAACCCAAGUUGUAUGUGGGGGAUGCCACCACAGAGAUGAUCCUAAGUAAGAAAGAAGCUGGGCAGAUGGUUAGAGAAGCAGAGACAAACAGGUUGACAAAAGAACUCUUCAAACCUAAGCCUAAAGCAGACCCAUAUACCUUCACCAACAAUGAGCAAAGGUUUUUCAACAGAGCACAAGGAACUAUGGGAUUCUCCAAUCUUCUAGCUGUACAUAAAGCAUACAAGGAGCGAGAAAAAUCUGAAAGAGCUGCUGCAAGGAUGGAAAAUAUUUUGGGCUUGCGAGAAGAAAGACUACGAGCCAAGGACAGAAUCAGCAUGUACCACGACCAAAGGAGAGCUCAGAUACUAAAGGCCAGGGAGCUGGAGAAGUCCCAGCUGCUAGAGCUGUUGGAGAAGAAAGAGCUUCAGAGGCUGAACUUUAUGGACAAGCAGCAGGAGCGCAAGGUGAGGAGUUCAGACAUCAACAAGCUGUUCAGGGCCAACCACUCUUUUAUGUUAGAUUUUAACUCCCAGCACACCUCUGUGUCUAAAGCUUUGUUGAGACAUGACAGGCAAGCAAAAUGGGAAGACACAAGGACACACAGACGGAACAAAGUGACGACUGCUAAGAUGAAUGAAAUAGAGCAGAGGGACGCAGUGAAAAACUUUAUGGAGUAUCGACUACUGAUGCGCCAGACAGAGACAGCUGUAGCCAAAGCUGCGCUUGACACUAAAAUGCUGACGGAGGCCAAUGAACGGAUUAUGGAUGCUCGUAACAGAGUGGCCCACCAAAAGGCCUGUCAGGCCAGCAUCCAAGCCUACUAUCCAAUCCCACCCAACACCGUCCCACUGGCUAGCACGGCCCCUGCUGGGAUAUCAGAGUGGAACGAGUCGUUUCCCAUGAGAGUGGGGAGGCACCACACAGUCUAUAGUUGACAAAAACAAACAGGAAUAGCAAGUUUCCCAUGAGAGUGGGAAGACACCAUACAGUCUAUAGUUGACAAAAACAAACAGGAAUAGCAAGUUUCCCAUGAGAGUGGGAAGACACCAUACAGUCUAUAGUUGACAAAAACAAACAGGAAUAGCAAGUUUCCCAUGAGAGUGGGGAGGCACCACACAGUCUAUAGUUGACAAAAACAAACAGGAAUAGCAAGUUUCCCAUGAGAGUGGGAAGACACCAUACAGUCUAUAGUUGACAAAAACAAACAGGAAUAGCAAGUUUCCCAUGAGAGUGGGGAGGCACCACACAGUCUAUAGUUGACAUAUACCAGCAGGAAUAACAAGUUUCCC